Messenger RNA from Daucus carota subsp. sativus, 888 nucleotides. RefSeq lists its product as uncharacterized. The transcript has a single exon. NCBI's taxonomy places the organism in Eukaryota, Viridiplantae, Streptophyta, Magnoliopsida, Apiales, Apiaceae. Gene Ontology annotation, molecular function: nucleic acid binding. The record is from RefSeq and is a predicted model, not a curated record. The coding region runs from base 1 to 888 and encodes 295 amino acids.
AUGAGCGUGAAUGGAAAGCUUAAGAAAAAUACCAGCAGAGAAGUUGCUACAUUGUUCUCUGUAUCCAUGCGUACAGUUCAACGUGUUUGGAAACGAUCAAAAGAAAAUAUGAAGAAUGGGGUGACUGAUGUAUCUCAUAAAAGAACAAAAAAUUGUGGUCGCAAACGGAUACAUAUUGAUUUGGAUCAUUUUCGGAGCAUUCCUUUACAGGAGAGAAAAACUAUUCGAGAUGCAGCUAAUGCUCUAAAAGUUAGCACAUCAGUUCUAAGCAGGAAUCUAAAGUCAGGCGAUAUAAGGCGUCACUCCAAUGCAAUCAAACCAUUUUUAAGUGAGGAAAACAAGAAAGGUAGACUACAAUUUUGUUUAGACAUGCUUGACAAAGAAAGUUUGCCUCAUGAUCCCAAAUUUCAUGACAUGCAGAAUGUCAUUCACAUAGAUGAAAAGUGGUUUGACUUGUCAAAAAAAUGUGAGACCUAUUAUCUUUUGGCGGAUGAAGAAGAGCCUCAUCGUACUUGCAAAAGUAAAAAUUUUGUUACCAAAGUCAUGUUUCUCGCUGCUGUAGCUCGUCCGCGAUUUGAUGGUCAAGGCAAUGUUACAUUUUCUGGGAAAAUUGGCAUCUACCCAUUUAUCACCAAAGAGCCUGCAAAGAGGAGUAGUGUGAAUCGAGUUGCAGGUACACUUGAGACAAAGGCAAUGACUUCUGUUAAAAGAGAUACAGUUAGAUCAUAUUUGAUUGAAAAGGUGAUACGUGACAUUCGAGCAAAAUGGCCACGUGAAGAUAUGCAUAAACUUAUUUGUAUCCAGCAAGAUAAUGCAAGAACUCAUGUGGAUCCCAAAGAUAUAGAGUUUUGUCAAGCGCCCAGCAAAGUGGUUUUGAUAUUCAGUUAA